UUUCAGUCAUACGCGUACCGUGUGGCACACACUAUGAAUGUCGACAGCGCAUUCGAACUUUCGUUCGUUGCUCGGUCGGUCUUUUUGUGAAGCUGUACACGUAACUUUGGCACGGUCCACUUUAGAAAUGGGGAGGGGGUAAAAAGAAAAUAAGGAAAAUAUUUUGCCAAGAUUUUUGCAUGUUUUGCCUUAUUUUAAACACAAAAAAAAUGAAAAAUAAUGUGGAAAAGUAUGGGCAACAUAGAGAUACGAAUUAAUUUAAUAUUUAAGGGAUUUACAGAAUAGAAUCAAUUUAUUUCAUACAUUUGUUUUUGUAUGCACAUGGAUAAAGGUACCUCUUGAAAUAAUGUAUAUGAUGCUUACAGAUGAAGUGAAUUCUGGCUCCAAAACUAUCUCAAACAAAAACAGGAAAUUUUAGCGAUUCUAUUGGGACAAAAAGAAAUAUUAUUUUGGCAGUAAUACGUGCAUUGUUUAAUGUUGACCAAAUUUUAUUACAAAAUUUUCUUCAGAUACUGGAAUCAACAUUAUUGAAAUGACGCAAUGAUUUGGUGAACUUUUGGGGGAGGGUCAGCAUUGUAGAGUACUAAAAUAGCUGCAAACUAACACACACUCUGUGUUGAUUUCACUACAGGAAACAGACAUCCUCUGUUAGGGAGAACCACCCUGCAACUGGGGCUGCCCAUGUUCCACAACCAGGACCAUCUGCUAGGGAUGGUGACACCAACACUGGGGAUGAUACACACCAUCAGCCUAAUCCUUUUUCCCUGGGAGAUCCUGGUUCUGACUCCCCUGAUCAGUCUACCCCAUCAACGAGUGGAGUUAAAAAGACUAAGGGUAAACAGGCCAACUACUUCCACCCGGAACGGAAAAAAAAAAUCGACCUUGGCUGCACCAUGAACCCGGUGUUGGAAUGUUUUGUCUUUUAUGCCAAAAGUACAAGAAGAUGCCAUAUGGUCGACCAAAAUGGAACACUGCCCCCUGUAUUCGUAUGAGAGAGGGCUCUGUGAAAGAGCAUGAAGAGUGUGAAUCCCAUAAGGAUGCAAUGCAGAAGGAUAGGGAGAACAUGCUCAUGCAAGAUAUCAGGGAGGCCUCUAACCCUGCCGUCUCCCUUUCGGCUAUGGAAAAGGCAUUCGCAUCCUUGUACUUUCUGGUGCAGAGGCGGGUUGCACACAUCACUAACUUUGAACCUUUACUUGAUUUUCUAUCAUUCCUGGGACUAAAAGUGAAGGAGCAGAUUCGUGUUGCAAAAAAUGCCACAUAUACAUCAGAUAAAACGGUUCAAGAGAUGUUGUAUGUGCUAUCUGAGGUCUUGGAAGAUGACACUUUGAAAGAGCUCGCAACCUCAGAUCACUUUGCCCUGAUAUUCGAUGAGUCUAGCGAUUGUACAAAUAUUGAACAAUUGGCUCUCCAUGCACGAUACUUGAAUUCUGAUGGUGACCUUCAAGUGAAAUUUCUGAAGAUUGUUGAUGUUUUGCAGCCUGAAAUAGAUGCCAUAUCCAGAGCUGCCAGGAGUGGUGAUGGUUAUCCUAAUGAGGCAGGGAUAAUCUCUUUGAAUGCUGAGGUCAUCACAAAAAGGGUCAAGGAAUACAUUGAGAAAGCAGGUAUUGAUAUGCAAAGAAUGAGGGGGGUUGGAACAGAUGGAGCUGCUGUGAUGACUGGGAGGAAGAGUGGUGUAGUUAAGAGACUGAAAGAUGAUGUUCCCUGCCUAAUUGGUAUACACUGCACUGCCCAUCGUUUGAACCUUGCCUCUUCUCAAGCUGCAAAAUGUAUCAAAGAUGUUGACCAGUUUGAAAAUGUCCUUAGACAAUUGUUUGACUUUUUUGAUAAUAGCAAUGUAAGAACCGCAGGGUUUCUGGCUGUCCAAAACAUCCUGCUGCCUCAGAAAGAAGGUGAAGGGAAAACUGAUACCCCUGGUAAGCUUCUUGAGCCUUCUACAACCAGGUGGUUGUCAAUUGGGAACAGUGUAGAGAGGGUGAAGAAAGCUUUCCCUGAUCUGAUUGUAACCCUGCAGAGGGAAGGCACUGAGAGGACAGAUACAAGGGCUCUGGGGCUGAAUAGGUUAGUCACAACAUAUAAAUUCACUGCUACCAUGCUCCUGCUGUGUGAUGUCCUCCCACACAUCAAUGCUUUAUCCAAAGCUUUCCAAAAGAAAGAUUCAGAUUACACUUUAGUACAUGAACUUGUCACAUCCACCAUCACCACUCUGAAAUCUUUGAAGGAAACAGAUGGGGUUAAUCUGGCAAGGCUUCCUGAAUUCCUGGCCAUUGCAAAACUAGGCCCUCAAAAUCCAUCUGAUGAAACACAUUUCAGGAAUAAUGUCAGGGGGAGGUACAUUGAUGCUCUUACUGAAAACCUCCAAGAUCGAUUCAAUGGGGAGGAUGUACAGGGUAUGAGUUUGCUUCUCUCACUGUUCAAGCUUUCUGAGAUUCAUUUGACACCUACAAGCCAGUUGCCAGACUAUGGCAAAAGUACUGUCACUGCUGCACAUGGCUUCUUUGAAGCUUCUAAUGUCUUAGGAACUCUUGAUGAGUUGCAACAGGAGUGGAUGUCUCUCAAGAAUUACACCAAGCAGGUUUCUGAGAUGUCAGACACAGACCUCAUUCAGAGGCUGUGCACAAGGCAAGCAUUGCAGGCUGUGUAUCCUAACUUCAGUCAAAGAUCCUUAGGGUCAUUCCUACAAACACAGCUGAUCCAGAGAGAACAUUCUCACAAUUGAAGCUGGUUAAAACUAAGGUCAGAAACAGAAUGGUAGAACAGACAC
This is a messenger RNA of Acanthaster planci (crown-of-thorns starfish), 2761 nucleotides long. RefSeq names its product zinc finger protein 862-like. The record is from RefSeq and is a predicted model, not a curated record. Lineage: Eukaryota; Metazoa; Echinodermata; Asteroidea; Valvatida; Acanthasteridae.